Macroventuria anomochaeta is the source of this 4575-nucleotide messenger RNA. Its product is annotated as Ssk2-type MAP kinase. Gene Ontology annotation, molecular function: ATP binding; MAP kinase kinase kinase activity. The coding region runs from base 40 to 4107 and encodes 1355 amino acids. Gene Ontology annotation, biological process: stress-activated MAPK cascade; protein phosphorylation. The record is from RefSeq and is a predicted model, not a curated record. The transcript has 2 exons. Lineage: Eukaryota; Fungi; Ascomycota; Dothideomycetes; Pleosporales; Didymellaceae. Gene Ontology annotation, cellular component: cytoplasm.
GUCGCUCGCAACAACCCGCUGCUGCCUGCAGAGCACACGAUGAGCGAGCCGCCUGUCGUGGUCAACGCGCCCGCGCCGCCGGAGCGCAUGAGCUCGAGCUCAACUGAGGGCUCCUCCGACUCCGACUACGUGCGCGAUGCCGCCACGGGAAAUGUCCACAACCGCGGUCUUGGCGGCCUGCCCAUGGACGAGGGCCAGUAUCAAUUUGCGCCGCCCGUGCAGCCCAUGAGCAGUGCGGCCGACGAGGUGCCUCCGCUGCCCUACAGCUACAGCACGCAGAGCCCCCAGGGCACUCGCAACAUCCGCAUCAUGACGGCCGACCUGCCGCCGCCAGCCGCCCACAGCCAGCUCGCCGCUGGCAGCAGCACCGCUGCACGCCCGCCUCGCCCGGGCGCCGUCAGGACGCCCUCGAAUGCAUACAACCCGGCCCGCCACCCGCAGCAGUUCUCGCUCAACAGCACCGCCUCGCACCGCGGGCGCAACAGCUCGGCCACGCGCUCGCGGCGCAACCCCAACGCCGACUACCGCGCGCAGGAGAAGGCGUACGUGCAGCGCAUCCGGCAGGAGAACGAGCAGGAUGACUACGCCUUCGACUCGGCCAUGCGCACCCCGAGCCUGGGCUACAGCACCGACAGCGAGACGGACGAAGAGUCGCCGUCGACGGCCGAGUACGCCGAGAACGACCCGUACGACCAGGAGACGCUGCUGUACUACGGCAACGACGACAUGCAGCCGUCCAUCGAGGAGCUCAAGAUCCCCGAGAACCGCGAGCGGCUCGAGUGGCACUCGAUGCUGGCCAGCGUGCUCACCGGCGACGUCGUCAAGCAGGAGAAGAAGCGGCUGAUCGGCAGCACCGAGCAGCAGGGCGACAGCACCCUCAAGGCCGAGAUCUGGAUGGGCAUCCGCGCGCGAGUCUGCGGCCGCUCGCUGCAGGCCCAGCGCCGCAUCGUCGACGACGCCCGCGGCAAGAUCAAGGGCCUGCUCGAGAGCAUCAUCUCCUUCGAGGUCGAGGGCGCCGCCGAGGCCGGGCAGACGCCCCAGCAGCAGGUCCAGGACGUGGUCAAGAAGAUCGAGAAGAUCGAGAGCGUCUACCCUACGCGCCAGGCUCUCGAGGCCGCCUAUCCCCGCGCCGCUUCCGAGGCCUACAAGGCUGCCUGCGACGCCGUCAUUGCCUGGGACAACACCACCGUCCUCAUCAACACCGAGAUGGCCAUUCUGAAGAUGUGGGUCGGCAACGAGGAGCUCGACUUCACCAAGCCGCGGCCGCGCUCGUCGCACGACCACCAUCUGACCGACGAGUCUUCGUUCAUCGACCGCAUACUCAAGGAGGACGGUCUCAAGUCGCUGCAGGGCGAGACCAACCUGCUCAUCCCGCUCGAGAAUGUCAUCCAGAAGGCCAAGAGCACCCUGAUCACCAACGCCGAGAGCUUUGCCGAGCGCCAUUUGCCGCCGUACAUCGAGGAGCUUCUCACCCUCAUCAACUUCCCCUCGCGCCUGCUCCAGGAGAUCAUCCGCGUCCGGCUAUCUUACGCCAAGAAGAUCAAGGACCCUUCGCAGCAGGGCGUCAUGAUGGCCGAGCAGAUGAUUGCGCAGUUCCAGAUCUUGCUGCGCAUGGCAGGACAGGUCAAGGAGAGCUACCUGGUCAUCUCGCGGCCCGAGCCAGGCUGGGACCUUCCUCCAUGCAUCGAGGAGAACUUCGACAACGUUGUACUCGACGCGUUGAAGUUCUACUUCAGGAUGCUCAACGGGAAGCUGGCUGCUAACAAGAACACGUUCAAGGAGGCUGAGAUCCUGGAGCAGGAGUGGGACUUCUGCAACAGGCUCGGCAGACAACUCCAAGGUGGCGAUGUCGAGACUGCUGAGCAGUUUAGUAUCCUCACGUCCAAGUCGCUCACUCGCCUGAGCGCCCACUUCGAGCGAGAGCUGCAGCGCCGCCCGGACGAACUCACCGGCGCUGAGAUGGAGAAACGGUACAAACAAAUCCUCGACUCUGUCCGUGUCCGCCAACGUAAGCUGUUCCGUUUCUCGAGGAUCCUGACGCAGCGAUUCGAGAACUGUACCGAGUACAACAUCAACCACAUUGACCUCGACGACGAGCAACUGAGUGAUUUGUACGAGUCGCUGAUCAUCAACGGGCACUUCCUUGUCGAGACUACUGGCGCCAACAACACGGGUGUCUACAUCAUUGCAUCGCCCACGCUGGAGAACCGUCCCAAGGACAUUCAGUCCCUGCUCACCACCUGCUACCACGCUGAGGAAGGCCCCGAAGAUCCAACGAACCCGUAUGUCUUGAUCAUCAGGCCGGAACAUGCACUUUACUGGUCUGGCAAGAAGAUGUCUGGCAACAUUCACGAACCGCACCUUGAUCUGAAGCCGGGGAGGUUACGGCUGGUCGCAGAUGGCUCUCAGCAACGCCUUGCCAAUGCCAACGCUUCUUUCCUCCAGGCCAUCGGCAUGGACCUGAACACGCUCAUUGAUCAAAGGGCCAACCUGCCCCGUGUCAACUCUGAGCUGCAGAAGAUCAAGAAGACGGCGUACAAGCUGUCAAACACUAUCAUGGACAGUGUCGAGAUUGUGCGCAAGCAGACUGUUGGUCUCGAUUGCCAGGACCUCAUUCAGACUUGUUUUGCUUUCGCGACGGAAUUCGGUCAGCGUUCCGUGCUGUACAUGGACUACAACCGUCGGGCCAUGAACAACAUAAAACUGACUAGGCUGGCGCUGGAUUGGGUCAGCUUCAUCUGCGAUGACUGCGUCGCCUCGGAUCGAAAGACUUUCCGGUGGGCCGUCGUGGCGCUGGAGUUCGCCAUGAUGAUGACUCGUGGCCAGAACAUCCUUUCCAUCAGCGACGAGGAGUACACGAAGCUGCGCGCAAAGGUAGCAGGUUGCAUGUCCGUCUUAAUCUCGCAUUUUGACAUCAUGGGUGCAAGAUCGACCAUUGCUGCACAAGCCGAGAGGCAGCGACUCAACGCCAUCGCCGGCAAGAGCCUUCUGGAUCCAAAGAACUCCAAGGACGACGAAGAGUCGAUCGAGAUGACGCAGGCGCAGUGGAUGCUGAAACUCGAAGAGAUCGACGCGUUCAGAAAAGAGAAGGAGGCUGAACGGCAGGCUCUGGGCAGAGUGCUCGAAGAUUCUAAUGAGGCCGAUCGCGCACUCACCUACCUGUCGUCUUCAGCAACCAACGUCACCCUCCGAUGGCAGCAGGGCCAGUUCGUGGGUGGAGGUACAUUUGGUUCCGUCUAUGCUGCUAUGAACCUUGACUCUGGUCACCUCAUGGCUGUCAAGGAGAUCCGCCUCCAGGAUCCCCAGCUCAUUCCCACUAUUGUUGCGCAGAUCAAGGACGAGAUGGGCGUACUGCAGGUGCUUGACCACCCCAACAUCGUCUCGUACUACGGUAUCGAGCCCCAUAGAGACAAGGUUUACAUCUUCAUGGAAUACUGCUCUGGUGGGUCUCUCGCUGGCCUGCUCGAGCACGGCCGUAUUGAGGACGAGACUGUAAUUAUGGUAUACGCGCUGCAGAUGUUGGAGGGCCUUGCAUAUCUCCACGAAGCAAGGGUCGUCCACCGUGACAUCAAGCCCGAAAAUAUCCUCCUCGACCACAAUGGUGUCAUCAAGUUCGUCGAUUUUGGCGCUGCCAAGCUCAUCGCCCGCCAGGGUAGGACCCUUGCCGUUGACAAUACCACGCGCCGCGGCAAUCAAGGCUCCAUGACCGGCACGCCAAUGUACAUGUCUCCUGAAGUCAUCAAGGGCGGUAGCACUGGCCGCCACGGCGCUGUCGACAUCUGGUCUCUGGGCUGUGUCAUUCUCGAAAUGGCAACCGGCCGCCGUCCAUGGGCAUCCAUGGACAACGAGUGGGCCAUCAUGUACCACAUUGCGCAGGGAGAUCCACCACAGCUUCCCACACGCGACCAGCUCAGCGAGCAGGGCAUUGAUUUCUUGAUGAAGUGUUUCGACCGCGAUCCGAACAAGCGUGCCAGCGCCGUUGAACUGCUCCAACACGAAUGGAUCAUGACGCUGCGCGCACAGCUCAGUCUCGAGCCGCAGACGCCAAGCACGGAGACGGGGAGCCUGAGUGCAAGCAGCAGUAGGCAUAACUCCAACUACGGCUAGGCCUCUGCAGAUUCAUCCUCUUCCGUCCGCUUGUUUGUGGAUCUCAGCUAAUGCAGAUGACCAAGCAGGUGAUAUUGCACGCCGUCUUUCGUUCACCUGCCGUCGCUCCUCGACACAGAGCACGACAGCCAUGUGCGUGUGGCCGCUCUCGCCACUGCCUGCUUCAGAUGAAGACGGGCCAUUCUUUCCCGGCUGCGGCCUCUCGCGCCAAAACAGUUUUUCCGAACCUUAAAAUUUGUACUUUCCGUAUUGUUGUAAUGUACAUACACCGUCCUUCAUUGUUAUUAGAGGGGCCUUUCCUUACGUAUACGUAUACCCCACACUCGGAUGGGAUGGCAUAAUUGGCGUUGUUGCAUUAGCGCUGGAGUUCACACUGUUGGCUGUGUGAACGGUAUCGACAGCCAGAGUCCGAGUAGUGUUUGGAACUGGUACAUAGUGACAAUUGCCGGCUGAUGAGCUUGGCUUGAU